AGGAAAUGCCCAAUUUGUAAGACGAGAUACAGUACGAACAGCAUUCGGACGAUCCCUCAAAUCUGCACCAAAGCUUGUUCACGUUGUCGAUGGGCUUUCAAAGACAUCGACUUGAAAACUGUGGAGGAUUAUGCAGUGUUCACUGACGCAUUGGUGCUGAAAUGUUUACGUUUUCUGCAGACACAUCAGGCACGCAACUUUGAAGAUAAGCGACGCGGAUGAAUAGCUUGCUACAAGUAGCGUCUAUUUAUCUCAAGCUGAGCCAGCAUACCAUCAACACUUCAUAAACAAGCAAAGUUUACGCUCCUAGGUGACCUCUUUGGACAGAAUGCAGAGGGCUUCGACAAUGGUUUCCUUCAUUACUUCGCCUCGUUUCAACAUGGAGCAGAUGCUAAAAUGCAUCAUGAUGAAUUCCAGCUGCACAUACUACCGACGCGCAAAAGCUUCGAAGUCAAGUAACGAAUCA
This is a messenger RNA of Guillardia theta CCMP2712, 466 nucleotides long. RefSeq lists its product as hypothetical. The transcript has a single exon. NCBI's taxonomy places the organism in Eukaryota, Cryptophyceae, Pyrenomonadales, Geminigeraceae. The annotation marks the transcript as partial. The record is from RefSeq and is a predicted model, not a curated record.